Molecule: messenger RNA, 912 nt
Organism: Striga hermonthica
Lineage: Eukaryota; Viridiplantae; Streptophyta; Magnoliopsida; Lamiales; Orobanchaceae
Source: the annotation of a GenBank genome assembly
AUGGCGAACGAGAAUGAACCGGCGAAGCUGCUUUUUCCUUACCUUCAGAGAGCCGAUGAGUUGCAGAAACACGAUCCCCUCGUCGCCUAUUAUUGUCGAUUGUACGCGAUGGAACGUGGAUUCAGGAUUCCUCAGAAGGAGCGUACAAAGACCACCAACGCUCUACUUGUUUCGCUCAUAAAUCAGCUUGAGAAGGAUAGGAAGUCAUUGACUUUGGGGCCUGAUGAUUAUCUACAUGUGGAGGGAUUUGCCUCAAAUGUCUUUCAAAGGCAGACAAACAAGAUAGAGCUGGGCGGGCCGAUUUGGAUCUUGUGUUUGGCGAUUCAUAUUAGCAAGGAUCUUGAACCGAACAGAAGUGAUUUUACCAUCAGAUUCACCAGCGUCACUAUCCAACCAACGAUUACCCGUCCCACAAUUUUCAACAGCCACCUGAAAAUUUUCACCAGCCACCUGAUAUUCACCAGCCUCAGCCUCCGGAUAAUAUUCAUCCCCAGCGAUACAAGCCCCAACUGCCCCACCACCUUCCUCAACAUUACUUACCCCAAGACAUGGCCCCACCAUACUCAUACCCAAAUUUCCAAUCCGCAGCUCCACCUAACCACCCUUCUUUUUACCAAGGCCCAGAUGCUUCCUAUUCCACUUCAUCGCCACCUGGCGCGGCUAGUUAUCCUUCGGCUGCGCAGUAUGCCCCAGCGAAUAGGAAUGGGAAUGUUCCGGAAGCUUCUCAAACUACGUACGAUGCCAAAGUACGAGUAUGACUCUAAUUAUCAACCGCCACCUGAGCAAAUUGUGGAGGCGCACAAGGCAGCUAGGUUUGCAGUUGGUGCAUUGGCGUUUGAUGACGUUUCUGUGGCGGUCGAGCAUCUUAAGAAGUCACUUGAGUUGUUGACUAGGCCAUCGGCUAGACGUUGA